Molecule: messenger RNA, 928 nt
Organism: Anopheles moucheti
Lineage: Eukaryota; Metazoa; Arthropoda; Insecta; Diptera; Culicidae
Exons: 3
Coding region: 1-585 (194 amino acids)
Source: RefSeq, a predicted model, not a curated record
AUGUGGACAGUACUACGCGACACGGCAGUCGGUUUGCUUGCCGAAAUACACACACUGCAGAAUGAGGCCAAAAUGUCAAUUAUAAUAGCAAUCGUCUUCAUGGGCUUGCUCGAGUUAGGACGAUCGCAGUACCUAACGAACACUGUACAUAAGACAUCAGCUGCAACGGAGAAGAUUAAUGAUCUCUGGUGCUACUCCUGCAAUGCCACCGACGAUGGUGAGUCUUGUAUCGAGCUGUCGUCCGGAAAUAAUGCAUCCUACGUUAAAAAGUGUAACCCGGAGGAAUUUAUCUGCAUGGUUAAACAGUUUUCCUACACAACCAGCACGGAAAAUUCGACCUCCACGCCAAAGCUGUGGUCGCUCGAGCGACGUUGCAUCAGUAGCUGCGAAGCGGGUUGCAUUAUCAUAGGCGAACGCACCAAACUGUACGCCUGCACUAGUUGCUGUGAGAAGUCGCUCUGCAACACCGGCAAAGCGCACUCGACCAAUCCGAUAGCACACUUUCGGCGCACCUCAACCACUCUGGCACUGGGCCUGCUAGUGUUCCUUAGCGUAGCGAAAUCCACUCUACCAGUGAUGCUCUAGUUUUCGUACACGGUAGCACGUUGCACUUAAGGUAUUUUAGGGUCUUAUUGCAGCACGGCGCUUUUCCUACCACCACAACUCCCGACACAUUUUCCUUCCCGAAACGGUCCUGCCCGAUCAUACCCGAGUUGCCAAACAGAUACACAUGACCAAUGCUUCCAGGGACCGCACAAAAGAAACCGUUUAGAACAUGAUCGAACACUCCCUGCAAGGAAGUUUACACACACGUCAUGUUGCAUUGUGGAAUAACAAGUUCAAAAGGUUCAGAUAUUGCACAAAUGAUCAGACAGCGCGAAGCUAAAUCAAGAACUACCUUUAUAAAAACGAUUCGGUCUGCUUCAUU